ACCAUACCAUACGCCGAAAGAACCCAAUAUUCUCCUACCGAGUAAAAGCUUUGAACUUUGGAAGACCAACAAUGGCUAUGCUUUGAAAAUCAUCAAAGAAUCAACCUUGACUUUCUCCCCCUUUCCCUUCUUCUCUGUCCUGAUUCAUCCUUCCCUCACUCCAUAAAGCCUUCCCAAUUUAGGGUUUUCAGAUUUUCCCUUUGUGCUAAGCUUGCUGGCUGGGUCCAAGCAACAGCCAACAACUAGAAGAAGAAUGCUGGGUCCCACCGCGUCGAAGUGGCACAGAGCCGGCGGGAUUCUCCUCCACCUGAAACCCCACCGGAGCUUCCAAUCAAACGCCUUCACCACCAGAACCGCCUUCCACGGCAGGCCCAUUCGUCUCCCAAAGCCUUUGACUUCGAACAUCGUCCGUACAGCAUCAAUACUCCCUUUCCGCGUUAACGCCUUCAUCGCCGAUGGCACGUCCGCCCCUUCUCCGCCGGAAGGGCGGUCGUUGUUCUCCACAUCCCCGGACAAGAACAACCCGACUCCUACAGUUUCUAAGGGGAAUUCCGUCGAGCAGAUUACGGACGUGCAGAUUUUCCGAACUCUUGCCAGUUACUUGUGGAUGAAAGAUAACUAUGAAUUCCGCAUCAGGGUCAUUGCUUCUUUGGGGUUCUUGGUUGGCGCGAAGGUACUCAAUGUGCAGGUGCCUUUCCUCUUCAAGCUUGCCGUUGAUUGGUUGAGCUCGGCCACUGGCAAUGCCACUGCUCUGGCUUCUUUCACCGCCGCCAAUUCGACCCAGUUGGCUCUUUUUGCAACCCCGGCUUCGGUUUUGAUUGGAUAUGGGAUUGCACGUACUUGCGCUUCUGCUUUCAACGAAUUGCGGACUGCCGUCUUUUCUAAGGUAGCGCUGCGAGCAAUCCGAUCAGUAUCUAGGAAGGUCUUCUCUCAUUUGCACGACCUUGAUCUUCGAUAUCAUCUUAGUCGAGAAACCGGUGGACUAAAUAGAAUAAUUGACCGUGGUAGCCGUGCGAUAAAUUUUAUUCUCUCGUCUAUGGUGUUCAAUGUUGUACCCACCAUCUUAGAGAUAUCUAUGGUUUCAGGUAUACUGGCUUACAAAUUUGGAGCACCUUUUGCGUGGAUAACUUCACUGUCAGUUGCUGCAUAUAUCGCAUUUACAUUGACUGUCACACAGUGGAGGACUAAGUUUAGGAAGGCCAUGAAUAAGGCUGAUAAUGAUGCUAGUACAAGGGCAAUUGAUUCACUUAUAAAUUAUGAGACUGUGAAAUAUUUCAAUAACGAAACCUAUGAAGCCACUAAAUAUGACGAGUACUUAAAGAGGUAUGAGGAUGGUGCUUUAAAAACACAACGCAGUCUUGCUUUUUUGAACUUCGGCCAAAAUAUUAUAUUUAGCACGGCUCUGUCAACUGCUAUGGCGUUGUGUUCAAAUGGUAUUAUGAGUGGCAAUAUGACAGUUGGUGAUUUGGUCAUGGUGAAUGGACUUCUGUUCCAGCUCUCGCUUCCACUCAAUUUUCUUGGUAGUGUUUAUCGUGAGACUAUACAGAGUCUGGUUGACAUGAAAUCUAUGUUUCAGUUACUGGAGGUAAAGGCUGAAAUUGGUGACAAAGCUGAUGCAAAGCCUCUGGAGUUACGCGGGGGGAGCAUUCAGUUUGACAAUGUACACUUCAGUUACCUGAAAGAAAGAAAGAUUCUUGAUGGGAUAUCAUUUGUUGUGCCUGCUGGAAAGAGUGUGGCUAUCGUUGGAACCAGCGGAAGUGGCAAGUCCACCAUUCUCAGAUUGCUCUUCAGGUUCUUUGACACCCAUUCUGGAAGGAUAAAGAUAGAUGGUCAAGAUAUUCGGGAUGUGACACUUGAGAGUGUACGGAAGUCUAUUGGUGUUGUACCCCAAGAUACGGUACUUUUCAAUGAUACGAUAUUUCACAACAUUCAUUAUGGUAAUCUUUCAGCAACAAAAGAAGAGGUGUAUGAUGCCGCUCGACGCGCAGCAAUACAUGACACUAUCAUGAAGUUCCCUGACAGGUAUUCUACUGUUGUAGGGGAACGAGGGCUUAAGUUAAGUGGUGGUGAGAAACAGCGUGUGGCACUGGCUCGUGCAUUCUUGAAAGCACCUCCAAUUCUUUUAUGUGAUGAAGCUACAAGUGCACUAGAUAGCACCACAGAAGCAGAAAUAUUAACUGCAUUGAAGUCCUUGGCAACUAAUCGAACAUCAAUUUUCAUUGCCCAUAGGCUAACCACUGCAAUGCAGUGCGAUGAGAUAAUAGUUCUGGAAAACGGGAAAGUAGUAGAGCAGGGACCCCAUGAUGUUCUCUUGUCUAAGGCAGGAAGAUAUGCACAGCUCUGGGGACAGCAAAAUAACACAAUUGAUGCGCUUGAUUCCACCGUUAAAUUGGGGGCAUGACCUUGUUCCUAUUCCUCCACCCCUAUCCCUCCCAAAAUAAGAAAGAGUGGCUUAAGAAGCUGUUUUUCUGUCAGUCUUGCUGUACUUUAUUAGCCGCCUUGGAUAAUCAACUUAUACAUAUAUUGAAUUACUAUACAUGAGGAUGCACUUGGGUUUAAGCAAUGCUCUCACUUGCGCUUGAAAGAUUGAUAAAUGGCAUGUGGAUUUCUCCAUACAAUUCUUCUAUGAUCUUCACUUGACCAAGUUUCAAGCACAUGCUUCUAUGAUAAGGUAAGUAGUACUGCUUGGUUCCGUCUGAUAAAUUGUACAGAAGCCAGUUUAACUUUGAGAAGCAUGCACUGUGUUACCGGGGAAGCCUAUGAACAUCGGAAGAAAUUUUGUGUAAAUUAUCUAACUGAUACCUGAAGUAGCUUCUUAACUAUAGCCUUGCUGCUUAGGAUUGAAUUCAGUUCACUUUUAUACAUCAUUUUAGGAAGGAUUGUAGAAUUUUGUUGGCUUUGUGCUUUUAGUUCUAUCCGGCCAUGCACAAGAUGUAAAUCAGUGUAAAAUUUUGCCAAUUUGUGUUUACACAUGCAUCUUCUUUUUCGCGCAA
Messenger RNA from Malus domestica (apple), 2993 nucleotides. RefSeq names its product ABC transporter B family member 25, mitochondrial. Gene Ontology annotation, molecular function: ABC-type transporter activity; ATP binding; ATP hydrolysis activity. The record is from RefSeq and is a predicted model, not a curated record. Gene Ontology annotation, biological process: intracellular iron ion homeostasis; transmembrane transport. NCBI's taxonomy places the organism in Eukaryota, Viridiplantae, Streptophyta, Magnoliopsida, Rosales, Rosaceae. Gene Ontology annotation, cellular component: mitochondrial inner membrane.